CAACAGAAGGACGUCUUUUUUCAACAAGCCUAACAAAACGUCAAAUUUAAAGCCUAUAAUUUGUGAUGUUAUGACAAAAAUUACCUUAAUUUUUAUCUGUGUUAAUAUAGUAUCAUCUCAACUUGUAAUCAACGUAAAAAACAAAGGUGGCGAUCUUAUACAAGAGACGUUAACUGGCGAACCGGACAAAAAUACGAUCAGUCUGGAAUUUCAGAAGUUGGAUGGAACUUACCUGAAAAUGCGAAUUGACUUCAAGUCGGAGGUGCAGAUCUUCAAGAUGACAGUACUGGGUGAAGAGGAGAGACUCGAUGACAAACAGCAUCAGUCAAUGUGCUUCGUCUUCAAAUUCCUCAAGUCUGAGUUCAUUACCGCUGAUGCCAUGUCCAAACUUCGCCAGAAAAAUCCUGGCACGAUCAGGAAUCCCGAAGAAGACAAAGGUCAAGAGAGACUUAUCAUGACCCUCGGGGUAAACCUUGACCUUGCCAAGAGUAUCAGCCCGUACGUAUUCAACAUGUGUUCCAAGGCGGAGACGUUAAUCUUUAGCAGGGAGUCGGAUCUCAAGGCGUGGUCUGCUGGCAACAACCAGACCUACACGUCGCUGCUUGGAGCUGCCCACCAAUUCCCAAUGGCCACCACACCUCGCUGUGAUACCGUGAAAGAAACCGACCAGCCAUGUGUCUGUCGGUUACCAAUCUGUAUUGGUUGGUACCCCUGUGGGCUGAAGUACUGUCGUGGGAGAGACUCGGCCGGGAAGACUGUUAGCUAUCGCUGCGGAAUAAAAACUUGCAAGAAAUGUCGCGUCUUUGAUUAUUAUGUCGAGCAGAAAUUGAACUGCAUGUGGGAAUCGGUGUAUAAAGACUGAAGAUAAAACUCCUGGAUAAAAUCUGCUACGCUUGCAAUUGUGCUAGGCAAAAGCUUAGCAGACAUCGGCUACCAGCUAAAAAGACACAUUGUGCAUAUAUUGCUCGACAGUGGUUCCCUGCUUAGGAACAUCGCUAAGCAAAAUCGAUUGGAUCUCAAACAGCUUCUGCUUUUGAGAUAGCCAUGAAUUUACAUCUUAUUGGAUGACAUUAUUUAAGGUUAAGUAAAUUGAUUAAGUUUUCACUUAUUUUUGUAUGACACUUCUAAGCUCUACAAAGCCAGCAAAUUCUAAGUCUAGUUCUUUUCUUAUUGACAAAGUAAAAAUGCAAAGGCAUUCCUCCUCUUUCUGAAAAAAAUCUAUACGGCCAAGUCUUCAAUAAUAAAGAAGCUUUGGUGGUCAAUGAAACACUAUUAAUGAUGAUUA
Asterias rubens (European starfish) is the source of this 1285-nucleotide messenger RNA. RefSeq names its product out at first protein-like. The transcript has 4 exons. Bases 71 to 862 code for a protein of 263 amino acids. The record is from RefSeq and is a predicted model, not a curated record. Lineage: Eukaryota; Metazoa; Echinodermata; Asteroidea; Forcipulatida; Asteriidae.